Molecule: messenger RNA, 525 nt
Organism: Pelobates cultripes (western spadefoot toad)
Lineage: Eukaryota; Metazoa; Chordata; Amphibia; Anura; Pelobatidae
Source: the annotation of a GenBank genome assembly
AUGGGGAAGAAGACUAAACUAAGGAGAAUAGAUAUGGCCUCCUCCUCCCAGGACAUCGGUACACUGCUCAGAGUGACUCCACAAUCGCGGCCUACCAAGAUGGCGCCUGUGAGGGAGGACUCCGACAGUGCUUUGGAAGAAAGUGCAACAGACGACGUCUCACACCUCAACAUGCAAGGUACACCAAGGGCUAACCUUGACCCUCAGCACCCACCUCAGGGGCGACUUGCAAGAACAACCCCCAGCCUGGAACAAACGCCUGCGAGCAAAGCUGACAUUCAAAACCUACUAAGGGAAAUGAAAACCCUAUUUGCUGCGGACAUAGCAUUGGUUCGGAAGGACCUGGGGGUAAUCACAGCUAGACUGCAAUUGCUGGAAGACCCUGGCGACAAUGUGCAAUGCCGGCAGGAUGCUCAGCAGUCCGAGCUGGAUGCACUCAAACUAACCAAUCUUCUCAUGGAGGGCAGAAUAGCAGCACUUGAAGACUCCAAACGACAACGCAAUCUCAAGAUUCAGUGUCCCUGA